Molecule: messenger RNA, 612 nt
Organism: Protobothrops mucrosquamatus (brown spotted pit viper)
Lineage: Eukaryota; Metazoa; Chordata; Lepidosauria; Squamata; Viperidae
Product: snaclec coagulation factor IX/factor X-binding protein subunit A
Exons: 6
Coding region: 114-572 (152 amino acids)
Molecular function (GO): signaling receptor activity
Source: RefSeq, a predicted model, not a curated record
CUAUAAAUGCCUCCAUUCCCCUCCCAGGAGGAAAGCCUGGAGUUGCCUCUGAGCAGACUUGCUACCUGUGGAGGCCGAGGGACAGUUCUCUCUGCAGGGAAGGAAGGAAGACCAUGGGGCGAUUCACCUUCGUGAGCUUUGGCUUGCUGGUCGUGGCCGCCUCCCUAAGUGGAACUGGAGCUGAUUGUCUCUCUGGUUGGUCCUCCUAUGAAGGGCAUUGCUACAAGGCCUUCGAACUAUACAAGACCUGGGAAGAUGCAGAGAGGUUCUGCAUGGAGCAGGCGAAGGGCGGGCAUCUGGUCUCUAUCGAAAGCUCCGGAGAAGCAGACUUUGUGGCCCAGCUGGUCGCUGAUAACAUGAAGAGACUCGAUUUCUAUAUCUGGAUCGGGCUGAGGGUUCAAGGCGAAGUCAAGCAAUGCACCUCAGAGUGGAGUGAUGGCUCCAGUGUCAGUUAUGAGAACUGGAUUGAAGCAGAAUCCAAAACGUGUCUUGGGCUGGAAAAAGGGACAGAUUUUCGUAAGUGGGUCAAUGUUUACUGUGGACAACGAAAUCCUUUCGUCUGCGAGGCAUAGUCUGAAGAUGCAGCUGAGUGAAGUCUGGAGAAGCAAGAAA